GAAGACAUGGAACUGGUAAUAGAUAAAAUGGGUAAAGGCUUGUCAUUACCAGAAGCUAUCGAGCAAGUUUUAGCAAAUGCAAAGGGAAAACAACAUGCCAGCCUUAGCAAAAAUCUAUAUCAUUUUAUUAAUAAAGAAAAACAUGAAUUUAUAGCAGAAUAUGAUUUA
This is a messenger RNA of Dentiscutata erythropus, 168 nucleotides long. NCBI's taxonomy places the organism in Eukaryota, Fungi, Glomeromycota, Glomeromycetes, Diversisporales, Gigasporaceae. The record is from the annotation of a GenBank genome assembly.